AUGGCAGAUGGGAUGGAAAGCAGCGCGGGGGAGGGAGACCCGGAGGAAGAGACGGCCGAGGAAGGCGGGGACUCCGCUGCCCCGUCUCCGGCCUUGAGGGAAUCGCCUGAGAAACGUUUGCCCCUGGCCUGCCAGCAAGACUGCCUCGAGGCGAGGGCUGCCAUCCUGAGUCCAGGAGGCUUCCCUCCAGGCGCGGCUUCUAUGAUCUCCCUCCGGGGGCUGCGGGGCCAGGGGUUCGGCUGGGGGGCAAAGCAUCGGCCUGGCCCCAAAGAGGGAGCCCCGCGGGCGGAACGCCUUUCCCUCCACGGGGCCCGUCUCCAGGGAGCAAAGGGGGACCCUUCCCCGCGCAAGACCCGCGCCCCGCAGCCGGAACUCCUGCCCGAACCAAACCCCGCCCCCCGCCCCCCGCCCCUUGAGCGGCGCGCCGGAGGGGAGGAGCCACGAGCGGCAGCGGGGCGGGCGGUAGCAGCAGCGGCGGGCGGCGGCGGCGGCGGCGGGGGAAGCGGCACGGGAGGGGGGGUCGCGGAGCCCGACCCCAGCCCAGCGGCGCCCGCGGCCCUCCCGCCCCCGCCGCCCCCCGCCGCCUCCGCCGGGGACUCGGGCGCCAAGGGCAGCCCGGGCGUGGCGGGGGCGGCCGGGGGGGCGGCCGGCCUCGCCGCCGCCUCCCUGGCGCAGCCUGUCGAGGGGCCGCCGCCGCCGCUGCCCAACGGAGUCUUUGCGCCGCCCGCGGGCGCCGCCAAUGGGGACGCCAAGCCCGCCGCCGCCGCCGCCCCUCCGCCCGGCUCGGCUUCGUCCGGCGCGCCGCUCGUGGACUUCCUGCUGCAGCUGGAGGACUACACGCCCACGAUCCCGGACGCCGUGACCGGAUACUACCUGAACCGCGCCGGCUUCGAGGCGUCGGACCCGCGCAUCAUCCGGCUGGUCUCUUUGGCGGCCCAGAAGUUCAUCUCGGACGUGGCCAACGACGCCCUGCAGCACUGCAAGAUGAAGGGCACGGCCUCCUGCAGCUCCCGCAACAAGAGCAAGGACAAGAAGCACACGCUGACCAUGGAGGAUCUGGCCCCUGCGCUGGCCGAGUAUGGCAUCAACGUCAAGAAACCCCAUUAUUUCACCUGAAAGCCCCUCCCUCUCCCCCAUUCUUUAUUAAAGUCUCUCUGGUCCCCA
Pantherophis guttatus is the source of this 1164-nucleotide messenger RNA. RefSeq names its product TATA-box binding protein associated factor 10 (gene TAF10). Gene Ontology annotation, biological process: transcription initiation at RNA polymerase II promoter. Gene Ontology annotation, molecular function: promoter-specific chromatin binding; RNA polymerase II general transcription initiation factor activity. The record is from RefSeq and is a predicted model, not a curated record. Gene Ontology annotation, cellular component: nucleus; transcription factor TFIID complex; SAGA complex. Lineage: Eukaryota; Metazoa; Chordata; Lepidosauria; Squamata; Colubridae.